This is a messenger RNA of Aspergillus nidulans FGSC A4, 3276 nucleotides long. It is a transcript of the gene fcpA, whose product is annotated as protein-serine/threonine phosphatase. Gene Ontology annotation, molecular function: RNA polymerase II CTD heptapeptide repeat phosphatase activity; phosphoprotein phosphatase activity; protein serine/threonine phosphatase activity. NCBI's taxonomy places the organism in Eukaryota, Fungi, Ascomycota, Eurotiomycetes, Eurotiales, Aspergillaceae. The coding region runs from base 492 to 2981 and encodes 829 amino acids. The record is from RefSeq and is a predicted model, not a curated record. Gene Ontology annotation, cellular component: nucleus. The transcript has 3 exons. Gene Ontology annotation, biological process: regulation of transcription by RNA polymerase II.
GUCACCCCAUCACUGCGACCUGCCUGAUUCACACUUCCCCUUUAUUAUCCUGUGCUAAAACACGCCUUAUUUGAUUUCUGUCCUCAUACUAUCCGUUUGCUGUGGGCAGCGACCAGCUCUUCUUUGAUUCCAGCUUUCUUCUCUGCAUUUCCCCGUCGUGUGCGCUCAUAGCAACCACUCAUGUACCUCCUCUUCUCAGCACAACCUUAAAGCGAAAUAAAAUACAUAUCGUCUCUGCCUCGCUUGCGCCUCGCUCGCGCAACUGCCUUUAUCAUCCGCGUUUGUUUAUAGUGGGCGUUGGAGGUUGGGUGUUGUGGCGACGGCUCUCGAUUCUCCAUAUCGACGGGCAUGGCUCCAUAGCUGUGAAGAGUCCUUUCAAAUCACAAUCACUGCCGCACAGCGGCCUUAUUCGCCUACUUCAACUAUUGUGAUUACGGAGACUAACGAAGGAGCGUAACGAUACGCGAGAGAAUCAACAGUCGAUACAGAGCAUGCUUCUUCGUUUACCGCCAAGCCUCCACUACCCCAUCACCGUUACGUCGUUGUUAAAGCAGCCGGGUGAUGAGGUGGAGAGGGACGAGGCGAUAUUCUGGUAUGCGUAUCAAACUAUUGUUACAGAAGGAGAUGGGUGGGGAAACAAGGUUGAUGUGAAGCGGACAUUUCCCACUCGAUUUGAAUCCACCGUUGAUGGAAAUAUUGUGCAAUGGAAGAUUAGCAAGGGUGAUGUUAUUGAUGGACCUGUUGAUGUUGUUGAGAUAGAUGAGCCAUGUGCGCACGAAGUACAGUAUGGCGGCCUUUGCGCCGAGUGUGGAAAAGAUAUGACUGAGGCGACGUAUAAUACCGAGGUUCCGGGCUCCAUGCGUGCGCCUAUUCAGAUGACUCAUGAUAACACCGCGCUUACUGUGAGCGAACGGGAGGCUAUACGCGUGGAAGAAGAUGCAAAACGACGCCUUUUAGCAAACCGGAAACUCUCGCUUGUAGUCGACCUCGACCAAACGAUAAUCCACGCGGCGGUUGAUCCUACUAUUGGCGAGUGGAUGGCGGACAAGGAUAAUCCGAACCAUGCAGCAGUGAGCGAUGUGCGAGCGUUUCAGCUGGUAGAUGACGGUCCUGGGAUGCGCGGCUGUUGGUACUAUGUUAAGCUGCGACCCGGGCUAGAAGAGUUCUUAGAGAAUGUGGCCGAGAUGUACGAACUGCAUAUCUACACGAUGGGAACCAGAUCAUAUGCGCAAGCUAUUGCCAAUAUUAUAGAUCCGGAUCGGAAGCUCUUUGGUGAUCGCAUCCUCAGUCGUGACGAGAGCGGGAGCUUAUCCGUCAAGAACCUUCAUCGGAUCUUUCCAGUGGACACAAAGAUGGUUGUUAUCAUUGACGACCGCGGAGAUGUUUGGCGGUGGAGCCCCAACCUUAUUAAGGUUAUACCGUACGACUUUUUUGUCGGUAUUGGGGAUAUCAACUCGAGCUUUCUACCCAAGAAGCAGGAGCUGGAAACUCCAGGGGAAAACCAGGAACAAAACCCAACGCCACCAAUACAACAGCAAGUCAAUGGGUUGGCCGAAAAAUCUGACGCGACAGAGCUAUCAACUCUAGAGCAGCUGGUGACUAUGGGGGGUGGGGAUAACCCAAGACUCCUGCAGGAACAGACCGAGGCGCAAGACGUGACGAUAUUGCAUCAGGUUGAGGAUCGCCCGCUUCUACAGAAACAGAAAGAGCUAGACGCUGAGGAUGAAUCGGCAGAUUCGAGGGAAUCCGGCUUGAACGAGUCGCGAGAUUCGGCGAAGCCACGCCAUCAUUUGUUAAUUGACAACGACCAGGAACUCAUCAAACUCUCCGAUCGGCUGGAGCAGGUCCACCGAAAGUUCUACGAGGAGUACGAUCAAAAACGGGCGCGAGGCUUAGGAGGACGGGUGGCAGCUUUACGUGGUGAAAGAGCCAUAUCCAAGGAAAAGGACGUGGAUCUAAAGCUUGUUCCCGAUGUCAAAGAUAUCCUGCCAGCGAUAAAGCGCCGCAUUAUGGGAAAUGUUCACGUAGUUCAUUCCGGAUUAUGGAAAUUGAAUGAGGACAUCGCCAAUAUCGAGUUAGCCCAGCACGCAAAGACCUUCGGCGUCGUAUUCGCGGACCGAAUUACCCACAAAACAACCCACCUUCUUUCAGCUGGUAAGCGCACCGCGAAGUUUCAAGAAGCAAUGCAACGCCCAAAAAUCAAAAUUGUACGGAAAGAAUGGCUUGUAGAUAGCCUACUUCAGUGGAAACACCUGGAUGAAGGGCCGUAUCUCGUUCCAACCCACCCCAACGAGCAGCGCAGUUCCAAGGAAGUAGCCGAAAGCUCCUGGCUUUCAUCCUCAGACGAAGCUUCAGGCGACUCAUUCACUGAUACUGAAGACGCUUCCGAGCUCAACGACGAGAUCCUGAAGUCUGCAGGGAUCAAUGAUCUUGGCUUCGACCAGGACGAGGAGGCGGCUGUGCACGAGGAACUCAAAGAGUUCCUAGGCAGUGAUGAUGAGAGCGAAAGCGACAGCGAAAUCUCCUGGAUGGAACGGAAUGAACUCCCUCCCACUUCCAACCCAGAUAAGAAGCGCAAGCGCGAAGACGGAACCGAUAACGACAAUGACGAGAACAAUUCGGAUACCCAGGGAUCUGGGGAGGUCGCGGGCUCCCGUCUUUCUCAGCGCAUCAAGCGGUCCUACGAGCGCAGCACCGGGCUGAAAGAAGUCGCCAGCGCUACUUCAGGCGAAAAUGGCUCAAAUACUGACACUGGUACCGCGACUGGCACCGAUACCGACACUGCGGAAGCCGAUGACGUCCCUGACGUCGCAUUCCCUGAGACAGAAGAAGAGGGUGCUGCAUCUCGAAACCCAGAUUCAAGUUACCCUCAAGAUCCUGCCGAAGAGGAAGAUGAACUCGAGCGCGAGAUGCUGGCGGCUUUCGAGGAAGGAGGGUAUGACUCCAACGCCGAAAAGGCCAUUGGCGAGGAUAAAGGCUGACCGCCGGCUUGGGUGUUUGGCACUGGUGCUACUGUUUGUACAUUUUGUGACGCUUUACAGCCAGAUCGACAUAUGGUUGUGUUCAGAGUUGAUUGGGCGAUCGUUUAAGAAUCGCAUAGCGAGGCGUUGGUUGAUGGCUUCGACUUCCGAUUCGAGGCACUUUUUCUUCUAGCUUUUGUUUAUUAUAUCUUAUCAAAUUGUGAUACAUAUAGCUGGAACUUGGCGAGUGAGUGGCUACUCAUCUCUGUACUGCUGACUAGGUGGGCUCUGUACUUGAACGAGGUGAGAUCGGAAA